CGCCGCCGCUCUCGCGCGUUCCCGUUCGUCCACCGCUUCUUCCGCCUCGUCGGCGCCACCGCCACGAAAACCUUCCGCCGCCGCCGCCGCCUCACGGCGAGGUCCACCCGCAACCGCAGGGUAGCGAGACCGGGGGAGCCGAAUCGCCCGGAGGAGGCGGAGCAACCGCCGGAGCAGGCCGUCGCGCCGGCGCGGGACCCCGAUGCCGCCGACGCCGACACGACCGCGGUGGCGGGGAAGUACUGGGCGCACCGCCACAGCCUCUUCUCCCUGUACGACCGCGGCGUGCGCAUGGACGCCGAGGGCUGGUACUCCGCCACCCAGGAGUCCGUCGCGGCGUUGCAGGCCGCCCGCGCCGCGCCCGGCGACCUCGUCGUCGACGCCUUCGCCGGCUGCGGCGGCAACUCCAUCCAGUUCGCCGCCAGGGGUUGCUACGUGGUCGCCGUGGAGAUCGACCCCCGCAAGGUGGAGCUCGCGGCGCACAACGCCAGGGUGUACGGGGUCGAGGACAGGAUCGAGUUCGUCGUCGGCGACUUCUUCCGCCUCGCGCCUUCCCUCAAGGCUGAUUUGGUGUUCCUUUCACCACCCUGGGGAGGACCAUCAUACAUCCAAGCUCCAGUUUACACCCUUGAUAUGCUGAAGCCAAAAGACGGGUAUGCAACAUUCCAAGCUGCUCAGAAAAUAGCUCCGAAUGUCAUCAUGUUCCUGCCACGGACGGUCGACAUGAGCCAAGUGGAGGAACUUUCCUGGUUGUCUUGCCCUCCAUUAGAUUUCGAGAUUGAAGAGAGCUACGUACACCACAGACUGAAAGGAAUCACUGCCUACUUCGGAAGAACUGCAAGACCUCCAAGUGACCAUUGACAAGAUUGGGAUGACGAACAACCUGCUGAUUAGUUCUCUAGAACCUCUUUGCGCAAAAGAAAAAAAAAGGGGCUAUGCAGACUUUUAGGUCAUACUUAGAACUGGGUGUUUUCCUGAUUCCUUCUGUAAUCGAAAUAUGCAGUGAGGAUUUUAGCAAAAUUUAUGGUAAAACACCUUAUCCCAUACGUUGAUCUGAAUCUGAACCCUGCCUCACAUGUGAGAUCGCACUAAA
Messenger RNA from Setaria italica (foxtail millet), 1093 nucleotides. RefSeq names its product trimethylguanosine synthase. Gene Ontology annotation, biological process: 7-methylguanosine RNA capping; 7-methylguanosine cap hypermethylation. Gene Ontology annotation, molecular function: RNA cap trimethylguanosine synthase activity. The record is from RefSeq and is a predicted model, not a curated record. Gene Ontology annotation, cellular component: nucleus. The annotation marks the transcript as partial. NCBI's taxonomy places the organism in Eukaryota, Viridiplantae, Streptophyta, Magnoliopsida, Poales, Poaceae. The transcript has 5 exons.